This is a messenger RNA of Naegleria fowleri, 1125 nucleotides long. RefSeq lists its product as uncharacterized. Gene Ontology annotation, molecular function: cysteine-type endopeptidase activity. The transcript is spliced from 3 exons. Gene Ontology annotation, cellular component: lysosome. Lineage: Eukaryota; Heterolobosea; Eutetramitea; Acrasida; Naegleriidae. Bases 1 to 1125 code for a protein of 374 amino acids. The record is from RefSeq and is a predicted model, not a curated record.
AUGUUGCAACAACUACCACCCACACGUCCUCACCUCAUCAUCCUCCUCAUCCUCAUCCUCUCUUACUCACUAGUCCUCGUCCAUGCAGAUGUUCCGAACAUUCCGAACCACUCGCAAUCGUCCUCUUCAUCCUCUUCCUACAGAACUAACAAGUCGGAAUCAACAUCAUCAUCAUCCUUUAUUCAUCAACAAUCUCUUGAUGCCUUCAUUCGGGAAAUUAAUCAAAAAGCCAAGACAUGGGUGGCUGGUUACAAUAAGAAAUUUGGAAAUGGAAGAUCGAGAGAGGAAAUUGUGAACUUGUUGUUGGGAUGGAAUAGAAAAUCACAACCAUUAUUAUCAAAAGAACCAUUAAAUAAUAGGAAUCAUCAUGAUUUGGAAUUGACAUUGCCUAAAUUGUCCAUUCAUACACCAACGAGAUCAAAUUCAAUGAAAAUCUCUCUUCCUGCGAACUAUAGCUCAGUAACAAAUACCUUGUAUUCCAAUUGCACUCAAUUGCAUCAUAUUCGAGAUCAAGGAGAAUGCGGAGCUUGUUGGGCUUUCGGAGUUUCGGAAAUGGUCGCCGAUCGAUUCUGUAUUGCCUCUCAAACUAGAGUGAAUGUUGUGUUGAGUCCUCAAUUCUUAUUGAGUUGUGAUGAAGGAGAUUGUUAUGGAGGAGAUAUUGGAAACACACUUAAAUACGUUCAAAAUUAUGGAAUUGUCACUAAUCAUUGCAUUCCAUUUUUAGCUAAAAUCGGAAGUAAUUUACCAUGUCCCAAUCGAUGUUUGGACGGAAGUAAUUACAAAUUAAGAUACAAAGUGAAAAAUUCACAACAGUUUGAUUUGACUGAUAUUCAAGGAAUGCAACAAAGUAUUUUACAAAAUGGUCCCAUUGUUGCUGCAUUUAAUGUUUUUGAAGAUUUUUUACAUUUCAAAGGAGGAAUUUAUCAAUACACGACUGGAGGUUAUGUGGGAGGUCAUGUCGUGAAAGUUGUUGGAUGGGGAGAAAGUAUGCAUGGAAUUCCUUAUUGGAUUGUUGCUAAUAGUUGGAGUAUUGAUUGGGGAAUGAAUGGAUAUUUUUGGAUCAUUCGAGGAAAGAAUGAAUGUAAUUUUGAAAGUUACAUGUGGCAAACCACUCCUGUUUUAUAA